CCGGUUUCAUGUAAUUGUCCAAAGGCCAGUUGGUCCCAGAGCGUAUAAAGCUGCCAGCUGGCUAACCACCACAUUCUCUUCCAGCAACUGUGGAAGCCAGGGAGUGGUAGGGUCAGGGCGCUGGGUUCCCGAGGAGCAGGGAUGCGGAACAGAACUGGCCUAAUUCUCUGCGCUCUUGCCCUCCUGACAGGUUUCCUGAUGAUCUGCCUGGGAGCUUUCUUCAUCUCCUCAGGUUCCACAUUCAACUGUCGGGGGAACUUGGUCAUGGCCUAUUUGCUUCUGCCUCUGGGGUUUGUGAUCCUUCUGAGUGGAAUUUUCUGGAGCACCUACCGCCAGGCGAGUGAAGGCAAAAGGGUAUUCAGCCAUGUGCUCAGGCAACACCUCGUGCAAGGGACCCUGCCUGUGGUCACAGUGGACAGGCCAGACUUUUACCCUCCGGCUUAUGAAGAAAGUCUCGAUGCAGAAAAACAGACGGGUGUUGCAGAGGGAGAGGUCUCUGACGGCCCUCCACCUGUGUAUACAGAGACAGGCCUUGACUUUGAAGAGGAAAAUGAUGGCCACCCUGAGGCUCCACCAUCCUACGAAGAGUCUGUAGCAGACCUGGAGUCUGCAGCUACAUCCGAGGGAGCUGAGAGGCAGAGCUGAGAAUGCUGAAAAUCACGCAGGUUCCCCAGCACUCACACACACCCUUAUGGGAACCAGGUGCUGAUCAUAAAGACAGACAAUGGAUGGUGGAAGGAAAAGUCACCUCAGCAACUCUGCACAAGGGUUCACGGAGGAGAUGCUGUAUGUGACAGCCAUGGACGUCCAAGACAUACUAGCCAGGCCAGCGCAGGAGGGGGGCUCUGCAAGCGUGUGACCAGCCCCAAGCAGACAUUUCAGAGGAUUCCCAAUAAUCCCAGCCCAGAGGAGCCUUGGGCCCCCCAAACCUGUUGGGAGAGCUUUGCUCACAGUGGGGCCUUUUGCUCUUGUUCAACCCCUCCCUCGUUUCCUCAGCCCCAACCAGGAAGGAAUAGAUGUAGCCAGUCAGGACAGCCAUGUUCCUUGAAGCAUGGUGUUACCUAAUAAGCACACAUGGAAAGUAUCAGCCAGGAAGGAUUGCUGCUGUUUAAUGUAAGAGUUGCUCAGGGUUUGGUUAGCUGAUUUCAGUUACCCAUUGACCAUGUUACCAGAGUAACACAGUAAUUCACCUCAUGCCCGUAGAACCCAUGAAUGUGUUUUGUAUUAUUUUAAAUUAUGUAGAUUUUUUAACAUAAAAGGAAAGUGACUAUAAUAUUUGCUGCCAAAAUGGUUCAAACAUAAAAUCUUAUAUGAGUUAUUUUUUAAAAGAAAUCCUCAUAUAAGAAGCUAGGAUACAAUUUCUCAUAGAUGUAAAUGGAUAGAAUACUUACUGCAGGGGGAAAUUUUGCACUAGUCAUAGAUGGUCUAAAAAUAAAAUUUGAUAUAACUCCUUACAGUUUUAAAAAUAUUUGUACAUACUUUAAAUAACCCCUCAUAAAUCUCUAGAACUUAAGAGACAAGAGACGAUAAUGACAUAACUCAUCAUUAACAGAAAUUCCUUCUGUGUCAAGAUACAGAUCUUGACUUUAAGACUCAGGACAAUGAUUUCAAAGCCCAAUGAUUCCUCCUCAGCUUUGUUAUAUUUUACUGUAUUUUUAAUUCAAGAGAAGUUGGGUAGCCAGGUGAUGGAAAGGGAUGCAGCCCAAUGGUUGUGAACUUAGAUGAGGUUUUCAUCUCUCUAGGCCUCGGUUUCUUCCUCUCCCAUGCGAGGAAUUUUUGCUAGGAUUAAUAUCUAACAGUUAUAGAAUGCCUUUUAUACGGCAAACUGGGUGCUAUGAACCUUUCAUGUUUGUUAUUUAGCGCUCAUUCCACCUUUAAGAAAUAGGUGCUUAUUCCCACUUUACAUGCAUCAAAUGGAGACUUCGAGAAGUAACACACAGUGACUUCCAGGAGGGUGAAGAAGCGUCAUAAGGCAUGUGGGAGGACCUAGUUCAUUUAAAACUUCUGGGUUCGGUGAGUCAUCUUCCCUCCUUCCAAGGAGUGGUUUGGAUUUCUCUCCCUGUUCAGAAAAUGGGCCCUAAUAGAAAGUGGAGCUCUGGGGUUGCUGAAAUAUCUCAAAGCCCUUGGAGAGACAGGAAAGGCAGGAGAGGUUGCUGUAGGUUAAUGGUUUCUCUUUUAAAAUAUAAAUGAGCCUGCCCUGUUUUCGGCCUAGGAGCUGGGCCCUCGCCUCACAGUGUAGUUUCACCUAAUCUGAUCGUUAUACUGAUGAUGAAGAACACUUUCUAGUGGACGGCAGCCCUGGUGAAUGGGCAUUGGAAGGCUUCAGAAAGGUGAAGGGAAGAAUGUAGAAGAGAAGGAGAGUGUCGAGAUGAGAUGUAGCCUCUGUGCCCUCCUCUUCCCCAUCAUCACUGAGAGCACAGAUUAAAUAUUGUCCUGACAAAUGUACAAGAAAUCACAUAAAAAGAUAUCCUGGUCUGUAAAGCAUGAAUUUGGGACUGUAAUUUGCCUCUUUGACACAGAGGGCAUACAUGUGAGUGAAGCUCCCACAUGGUUGUCCAGUAGGAAGGCUGUCACUCACUAGUAAUGUAGUAACUCUUCUCAUCAUCUCUUUCUAUCCCUUUACUAAGACAGUUAUUCUGAAACUUUGAAAAAUUAUUAAUUUUUAAUUGCCAGAGGACAUUUGUGCUCACCAGAGAGAGACAGAAGGGAGGAUAAAG
Messenger RNA from Tupaia belangeri chinensis (Chinese tree shrew), 2717 nucleotides. It is a transcript of the gene TMEM252, whose product is annotated as transmembrane protein 252. Bases 142 to 645 code for a protein of 167 amino acids. The record is from RefSeq and is a predicted model, not a curated record. The transcript is spliced from 2 exons. Lineage: Eukaryota; Metazoa; Chordata; Mammalia; Scandentia; Tupaiidae.